Molecule: messenger RNA, 873 nt
Organism: Lolium rigidum
Lineage: Eukaryota; Viridiplantae; Streptophyta; Magnoliopsida; Poales; Poaceae
Product: ras-related protein RABA2a-like
Exons: 2
Coding region: 38-703 (221 amino acids)
Cellular component (GO): endosome
Molecular function (GO): GTPase activity; GTP binding
Source: RefSeq, a predicted model, not a curated record
AAGAAGCUCGGAGGAAGAGCAAGAACGAAGAGGAGCAAUGGCGGGUGGCGGUCGCGGCGGCGGGCGCGGGGAGGAGGAGUACGACUACCUGUUCAAGGUGGUGCUGAUCGGGGACUCGGGCGUCGGCAAGUCCAACCUCCUCUCCCGCUUCACCCGCAACGAGUUCUGCCUCGAGUCCAAGUCCACCAUCGGCGUCGAGUUCGCCACACGGACACUCCACGUGGAGAGCAAGAUAAUCAAGGCGCAGAUUUGGGAUACGGCAGGGCAGGAGCGGUACAGGGCGAUCACGAGCGCCUACUACCGCGGAGCCCUUGGGGCGGUCCUGGUCUAUGACGUGACCAAACCCACGACCUUCGAAAACAUCAGCCGGUGGCUCAAGGAGCUGCGUGACCACGCCGACGCGAACAUCAGAAUCAUGCUUGUCGGCAACAAGACUGACCUGAAGCACCUUCGGGCUGUCACCACGGAUGACGCCCAGAGCUACGCGGAGGCCGAGGGCCUGUCCUACAUCGAGACGUCCGCGCUCGAGGCCAUGAACGUGGAGGAGGCGUUCCAGCUGAUCCUGGGUGACAUAUACCACACCAUCAGCAAGAAGGCAGUGGCCUCAGCCGAGGAUGACAGGGCAGGAGUCAAGGAGGGUAAGACCAUCGACGUGGCUGCCACCGACGCUGGUGCCGAGAAGAAGCAAUGCUGCUCAGCUUAGUUCAGAUGAUGUACUUUUUUCGAUGCCGUUGGUGUAUGCUGUGUGAUGUUUUUUUUUUUUUUGAGUUUAAAGCUUUUGUUGAUUCAUUUUGUCAGAUAUAUCCUACCUUGUUAGAACCUGAAACUCACAUAUUCAGUUACUAUAUGAUAUAUCAAGUUCAUUGAUUUAUA